CUUCUUGUUUGAAGAACAUACUUGAAAUCAGCAAUCCUUUUGGAAUGAUCCCAUCUCAUUAUAUAAAUAAAACUAAGCUUAUUAUGUCUCCUUUAAAAAAAAAAAAGAAAAAUCUGAUAUGGCAGAAUGAAAGCCACAGCCCCUCCCCUCCGGGCCUGGCUCCAUUCUGUCUCAUAUUUUAUAUAAAGCAGUCAUCCUCCGAGCCCCAGGUUAUCUCAGAGAAAUCUCUUCAAGGGAGUGUGUGAGAGCAAAAGAGGGCACAUUGUCCAUAGGGUGAUGCACCACCAACUACUGAAUAUGCCGCUGUUCCUCCUAUCUGUCUUGUGCCUUUACUCCAGCCAUGCCUCUGUGCCUCCAUUGCGUUUCUCUGCUUUCCUGGACCCCACCCACCAGAUCUACUUGCGAUGGGACCACAAUGCCGAAGAAGCCAUCAUGACAUUUGAGCUUCAAGCCCACUCAACAGGAUGGGUUUCCUUUGGCUUCACCAAUAAUAAAGAGAUAACAGGAGCAGACUUUGUGAUUGGUGGCAUCCUUCCUGAUGGCAAUGUCUAUUUCUCGGACUGGCAUGGUGUGAGUGAGGAUACAGUCUUGGAAGAUGAAAACCAAGACUAUGAGUUGUUGUCAUUGACACAGGAUGCGACUUCUACUACCAUGGCCUUCCGGCGAUAUUUCCGAACGUGUGAUGAAGAUGACCUGGACAUCACGGGGGAUACGUUAAGACUGAUGGCUGGCUAUGGCACAGAUGACACCAUCAAUUUCUUCGAAGGGCGAAUAGUCCACAAAUCUCUCUACAUGAUGCUGUUGUCAACUGAAGACGAAUUGCACUCACCCAGUAUCUACCAUGUAUAUGAUCUGAAGGUAGAUGAUUUCCCUGUCCCUGAGGAAGACACCACUUACGCCUGCACUUUUCUUCCACUGCCCAUAGUCAAGACAAAACAUCACAUCUAUAAGUUUGAGCCUAGGAUCACACCUCGAAAUGAAACCCUGGUACACCAUAUCCUGGUCUAUGCUUGUGGGAAUGCAAGUGUGUUGCCCACUGGCGUCAGUGACUGCUAUGGAGCUGAUCCCGAUUUUGCCCUGUGCUCCCAAGUAGUUGUGGGCUGGGCUGUAGGAGGAGGGUCCUACAUGUUCCCAGAUGAAACAGGAAUUUCCAUAGGCACACCAUUGGAUGCCCAGUGGGUCCGCUUAGAAAUCCACUACAGCAAUUUUAAUUUAAUUCCUGAUUUAAUUGACAACUCAGGGAUAAGGAUAUACUAUACCCCAGAACUGCGUCCAUAUGACAUGGGAGUACUACAUACAGGAUUAUUCACCUUUCCUAUCCAUUUUAUCCCUCCUGGAGUGGACUCUUAUAUGUCAUAUGGCAUCUGCAAUACCAGUCAGUUUGAGGAGAUGAAUGGGGCCCCAGUGCCUGAUAUGCACAUGUUUGGCUACCUGCUGCACACCCACCUAGCUGGAAAGGGAGUGAGAGGGGUCCUUUACCGGAAUGGGGAGCAGGUGACAGUCCUCUGUGAAGACAACAAGUAUGAUUUCAAUCUCCAGGAGACAAGAAACCUGAAGGAGACUGUUAUUUUCAAGCCGGGAGAUGAGUUCCUGGUGGAAUGUCAAUAUCAGACUCUUGAUCGAACAGAUGUCAUCUUUGGAGGACCAAGUACCCUGAAUGAAAUGUGCCUGAUAUUCCUUUUCUACUAUCCUCGCAACAACAUCUCCAGCUGCCUAGGAUACCCAGACAUUCAAUAUGUUGCCAAUGAACUUGGGCAAGAGGCCUCUGAUGAAAUGGAAGGAAUGAUGGCCAUUAACUUGGUGGACUGGGACAAUGAGACCAUCAAGAAGGCAGAGAAAGCAUGCAAGGAGGCGGAACAAACUGUUAUAAUUAAAACAAUCGAUGAGCUGGUGAGAAAUGAAACAAGUUUCAUUCGAGAGAUUACUGAUACUAUACCUGCACCCUGUAAGGAUAUUUCCAAAGCCAUCCCUGCACCUCGGUUGAAAAGACAAACUGUGUACAAGGCAAUUCCACCAACGACUGCCAAAGCUCUUGGGGCAAAGAGCAUUUUUCCACUUCCUCCCCUGCUCUUCUUGUCUUGGUGUUUUACAUGGCUACUUACUUCCUCAGUAUAGACUCUGAGCAUCAUAUAUCAAGUUUUAGUUGCAGAAUAUUAUUAACAUGCUAAAGCUCUUGUGAUUUGACUUUCUCUGUGGUCUGAUGGGUGCGAAUUUAUUUGAAAUCACACUUUCCCAAAUAUGUGAAUGAAGUACAAAAGUGAAGCAAGCAAACCAUCUUUGGAAGGAAGUUUGGAUAGAUCCCUUUGCAUUUAAAAACCAUAUAUUGUGUUUGUGUACAUUUAAGUCAUUUCUGACCUAUGACCACCCUAAGGCGUCCCUAUCUCAGGGUGAUCUUUGUUCAGAAAAACUUUGCCUUUCUCUGAAAUUGAGAGAGUGUAACUUCUCCAAUGAUUUUUUUUUCAUGUCAGGAGCAACUUGAGAAACUGCAUUUUAAAGAUGCCUGUGCUAACUCAU
This is a messenger RNA of Anolis carolinensis (green anole), 2514 nucleotides long. RefSeq names its product putative DBH-like monooxygenase protein 2. Gene Ontology annotation, cellular component: secretory granule membrane. The record is from RefSeq and is a predicted model, not a curated record. The transcript is spliced from 13 exons. Bases 277 to 2115 code for a protein of 612 amino acids. Gene Ontology annotation, biological process: norepinephrine biosynthetic process; octopamine biosynthetic process; dopamine catabolic process. NCBI's taxonomy places the organism in Eukaryota, Metazoa, Chordata, Lepidosauria, Squamata, Anolidae. Gene Ontology annotation, molecular function: dopamine beta-monooxygenase activity; copper ion binding.